Molecule: messenger RNA, 2243 nt
Organism: Ostrea edulis (European flat oyster)
Lineage: Eukaryota; Metazoa; Mollusca; Bivalvia; Ostreida; Ostreidae
Product: RNA-binding protein 39-like
Exons: 12
Coding region: 131-1744 (537 amino acids)
Biological process (GO): mRNA processing
Cellular component (GO): nucleus
Molecular function (GO): RNA binding
Source: RefSeq, a predicted model, not a curated record
GACACCCCAGCGUUGCUUCGCCAUAUUGUUUUGAGUGGAAGAAAGAAAGAUCCCGAGAAGGGCGCAUAGAAUAUAAAUAUACAUUUUGUACUAUUGGGCAAACUGUUUAGAUAACGGAAUAAAGGUGAAGAUGGCAGACGAUUUUGAUGUUGAGGCAAUGCUAGAAGCUCCGUACAGAAAGGAGGAUGACGGAAGAGGAGAUGCAGACAGAGACCGAGAAAAGAGGAAAAAGAGAAGCAGGAGUCGUGAUAGAGACAGGGAUAAAGACAAGGAUAGAGAUCGCGAUCGACGCAGGAGUAGGAGUCGUGAUCGGCACCGAGAUCGAGAUAGACAUCGUGACCAUGAUCGACACCGAGGACGGGACCGGGAUAGAGAAAGAAGAGAAAGAAAGCGCAGUAAGAGUCGUGAAAGCAGGCGGAAGAAGAGCAGAAGUAAAUCUAAAGAAAGGAGGAAAAGUCGGUCACCAGAACGAGAGAGAAAACAGCGGAGCAAUAGUAAAAGUCCCAUGAGAUAUCUUAGACAACCAGGUCCAGAGUUAACUCCAGAGGAGAGAGAUGCAAGAACUGUGUUUUGUAUGCAGCUUUCAGCCAGAAUCCGACCGAGAGACCUUGAGGAAUUCUUCUCCUCAGUGGGAAAGGUGAGAGAUGUUCGUUUAAUCAUGGACAACAAAACCAGGAGAUCAAAAGGCAUCUCCUAUGUGGAAUUUCAAGACACUGAUUCUGUGCCAUUAGCGAUAGGACUUACCAACCAGAAAUUACUCGGUGUGCCCAUUAUAGUUCAGCCCUCUCAGGCCGAGAAAAAUAGAGUAGGAAACCCCAGCAGCAUCUUGACAAAGGGAACCAUUGGACCAAUGAGGCUAUAUGUCGGUUCCCUUCAUUUCAACAUCACAGAGGAAAUGCUUAGAGGAAUAUUUGAGCCAUUUGGAAAGAUUGAUGACAUUAAAUUAAUAAGAGACCAUGAAACCAACAGAUCCCAAGGCUAUGGAUUCAUAUCAUUCCAUGAUUCUGAAGAUGCCAAGAAAGCUUUGGAACAAUUAAAUGGAUUUGAACUGGCUGGUCGACCAAUGAAGGUUGGUCAUGUGACUGAGAGACAGGGAGAGAUCCAGGGGGCCUCUAUGUUGGAUAGCGAUGAGAUGGAUAGGGCAGGGAUAGACCUUGGGGCCACAGGUCGUCUACAGCUUAUGGCCAAAUUGGCAGAGGGCACAGGAUUCCAGAUUCCUGAGUAUGCUGCCUCAGCACUAAAUAUCAGCCAACAGGCACCAGGUGUGGCUUCAGUACCAGCAGCAGGGGGACCCCCUAAUGUCUCGGCCAUUAUGGGAAGCCAGGGACAAGGACAAGACAGUACAGCGCCACCUAUAGCCACCCAGUGUUUUAUGCUCUCAAACAUGUUUGAUCCUACUUCGGAAUCCAGGACGACCUGGGACCAGGAGAUCAGAGAUGAUGUUAUAGAGGAAUGCAACAAGCAUGGGGGAGUCCUUCACCUGUAUGUAGACAAGGCCUCACCCCAAGGGAAUGUGUACGUCAAGUGUCCAACGAUAUCUGCAGCCGUAGCAUCUGUCAGGGCCCUCCAUGGGCGAUACUUUGGAGGUAAGAUGAUAACCGCGGCUUACGUACCCCUUCCUAAUUACCACUCCCUGUUUCCGGAUGCAGUGAGAGCCAAUCAGUUACUGCUCCCUUCCACACAGGCCCUCCAGGCAGGAUACCCAACCUCCAUGUUCUCAAACGUGCAGCCCGUGAUGAGAUAACCUUCCAAGGCCAGUCUGUAGACAUUAUCAGCAGCAUGUGAAUCGCUGUGACAAAUGGGAAACUAGGUCAUUCUUCAUGUGGGAAAAAACUUUCAUAUUACAGCUGAUAAUCAGAGAUGCGCAUUAUUGUGUGCAAGAAGUGUAACAUUGGACAUUCGCGUUGGUAUUUUAGAAGAGGUGAAAUGUGAUUUUACCAAACUUAUUUUUAACAAAAGCUGAUGAUCAUUUGAAGAAUGUGAAUCGUCUAUAUUUGCAUGUAUUUUAAUUGAGUCGCUGAUGAUUUGUUUAAAUGGCAAGAGUUUUGACUGAAUAUGUAAAUACAUGUGUAUGCUCAUGUUGUAACCCAAGUUUACUUUGAGAAUCAUCCAUCUUAAUUGAUUAUCAGAGAUUUACAAUGUAGAUGGUUUGUAAAUUUUAACAUGCAGCAGCAAAAUUUCCCUUAAUUGUGGAUGAAUACAAUACAAAUGACUUAAGUGUAAUAAAAAGAAAUUUGCACUUC